AUGAGACAAUCCAAUUAUCAUGUUUUACUUAUCCUUGAUAGUGCCCCCUCACAUAUUAUUAGUGCUAUCACUCUUACUAAUAUAAAAGUGCUCUUGUUGUCUCUAUAUAUGACAUCAAAAAUUCAACCCAUGGAUGCUGGCAUCAUUGCAUUAUUCAAACUUCAUUACUGUCAUAUUCAGCUUCAAUAUGCAAUUGAUCGCGAUGAAGCCGAGAAGAAAGAUAUAUAUAAAGUUGAUCAAUU
Racocetra persica is the source of this 242-nucleotide messenger RNA. Lineage: Eukaryota; Fungi; Glomeromycota; Glomeromycetes; Diversisporales; Gigasporaceae. The record is from the annotation of a GenBank genome assembly.